Alnus glutinosa is the source of this 1927-nucleotide messenger RNA. RefSeq names its product very-long-chain aldehyde decarbonylase CER1-like. Bases 4 to 1881 code for a protein of 625 amino acids. The transcript has 10 exons. Lineage: Eukaryota; Viridiplantae; Streptophyta; Magnoliopsida; Fagales; Betulaceae. Gene Ontology annotation, biological process: lipid biosynthetic process. The record is from RefSeq and is a predicted model, not a curated record. Gene Ontology annotation, molecular function: oxidoreductase activity; iron ion binding.
AGUAUGGCUUCUAAACCAGGAAUUCUCACCGACUGGCCAUGGAAGUCUCUUGGAAGUUUGAAGUACCUAGUCCUGGCUCCUUGGGUCAUUCACAGCACAUACUCAUUUGUAACCAAAGAUGAGAGUGAAAGGAACCUUUCCAACCUUCUCAUAUUCCCAUUUCUGCUGUGGAGGAUGCUUCACAACCAGAUAUGGAUUAGCCUCUCUCGUUACUGGACUGCCAAAGGCAACAACUCCAUCGUCGACAAGGGCCUUGAAUUUGAACAAGUUGACAGGGAAAGCAACUGGGAUGACCAGAUAUUGUUGAAUGGAACAAUAUUCUACGCGGCCACAGUAAGCAAACUACUGCCCGGGACUUUAUACCUGCCGGCGUGGAAGACCGACGGGGUAAUUAUGGCAAUUCUGAUGCAUGCAGGCCCGGUGGAGUUCCUCUAUUACUGGUUCCACAGAGCAUUGCACCACCAUUACCUUUACUCUCGCUACCAUUCUCAUCACCAUUCCUCUAUUGUCACCGAGCCUAUAACUUCUGUGAUCCAUCCGUUUGCGGAACACUUGGUGUAUUUCAUACUGUUCGCAAUACCAAUGUUGACAACGUCGUUCACCGGAACUGCCUCGAUGACGUCCUUCUUCGGUUACGUCACAUAUAUUGAUUUCAUGAACAACUUGGGUCACUGCAAUUACGAGCUCAUUCCAAAGCGCCUCUUCUCCAUCUUUCCCCCGCUCAAGUACUUCAUGUAUACCCCCUCAUUUCACUCUUUGCAUCAUACACAAUUUCGCACAAAUUAUUCGCUUUUCAUGCCACUGUAUGACUACAUCUACGGCACCAUGGACAAAUCCACCGACGAAUUGUAUGAAACCUCACUGAAAAGGGAAGCAGAAUCGCCGGAUGUGGUGCACCUAACGCAUCUAACCACGCCGGAGUCCAUCUAUCAUCUCCGGCUUGGUUUUGCCUCCUUGGCCUCGAAGCCCCACACAUCAAAAUGGUACAUGUGGUUGAUUUGGCCUCUCACGUUGUUCUUCAUGAUGUUAACUUGGUUGUAUGGACGAACUUUCGUCGUUGAGAGGCACCGCCUUGAUAAGCUGAGAUUGCAGACUUGGGCCAUACCAAAGUACAGCAUUCAAUAUUUUUUGCAAUGGAAAAUUGAGUCUAUCAAUGGCUUGAUCGAGGAAGCCAUACUGGAAGCAGAGGCAGGAGGAGCUAAAGUGUUGAGCCUCGGUCUCUUAAAUCAGGGAGAGGAGCUUAAUAGAUAUGGUGAGCUUUAUGUAGAGAGACACCCUAAGCUAAGCGUCAAGGUGGUAGAUGGGAGCAGCAUGGCAGUUGCUGUUGUGCUAAACAGAAUUCCCAAAGGAACAACCGAAGUGGUCAUAAGAGGCAGAGUCACCAAGGUUGCAUAUGCCCUUGCCUUUACCUUAUGCCAAAGGGUUAUCGAGGUAGUUAUAUUACGAGAAGAUGAGUAUGUGAAGCUCAAGAAAUCGUUCAACUCCAAGUCCGAAACUAAAUUGUCCUUCUCAAGAAGUUAUGCUCAAAAGACUUGGUUAGUGGGAGAUGGACUGGAUGAGGAAGAACAGUUGAAGGCGCAGAAAGGAACACUAUUUAUUCCCUUCUCACAAUUCCCACCAAAGAAAUUGCGCAAGGACUGUUCCUACCACAGCACACCAGCAAUGGUGACUCCAAGGCAUCUUGAGAAUUUGCACUCUUGUGAGAAUUGGUUGCCAAGAAGAGUGAUGAGUGCAUGGCGUGUAGCUGGGAUUGUGCAUGCCUUAGAAGGAUGGGAUGAACAUGAGUGUGGUUACACAAUGUCCAACAUUGAGAAAGUUUGGCAAGCAACUCUUCGACAUGGAUUUCAACCUUUGAUGUUCCCAACUCAAUCAAAAUACUAGUAUAGCUUUAAUUAAAAUAUAAUGUAUUGUUAUAUCUAAUUAAUUA